Messenger RNA from Ostrinia furnacalis (Asian corn borer), 4262 nucleotides. RefSeq names its product fasciclin 1 Fas1 domain-containing (gene Fas1). Gene Ontology annotation, cellular component: extracellular matrix. The record is from RefSeq and is a predicted model, not a curated record. NCBI's taxonomy places the organism in Eukaryota, Metazoa, Arthropoda, Insecta, Lepidoptera, Crambidae. The transcript is spliced from 13 exons. Bases 1 to 1986 code for a protein of 661 amino acids. Gene Ontology annotation, molecular function: cell adhesion molecule binding. Gene Ontology annotation, biological process: cell adhesion; extracellular matrix organization.
AUGGGUGGACUAGUGUGGUUCUUAGUGAUGUGCGCCGGCAUAGUCGCCGCCGACAGGAAAAUGACCAUCGCCGAGAAACUUAGAGAAGACGCGGACUUGUCACAGUUCCUGGCCCUGCUGGAACGGAAUGCGGUGGCCAAUACAAGCCUUCAGUACCGCCAGCUCACCAUGUUUGCGCCCACCAACGAGGCCUUCCAGCGGUAUAACGGCGAAAUGGACGACUCUCUCGUGCUCUAUCACAUAUCGAAUCUGGCAACGACUCUAUCGAAUUUAGACUACGCGAUAUCCUCGGAGUUCGACGGCAAUCCGCCAUUGUGGGUGACGAGGAGGCGCGACACGAUGCACGAUGACAUUUACGUCAACAACGCCAAGGUCUACGUGUCCCGGUCUUACCAGGCUAUGAAUAGGAAUGGGAAACGACAGGUUCUUCAUGUGAUAGACCAAGUUCUGCAGCCUCUCCAGCCCCAUGGACCAGGAGCAAGCACCAGUAUGGUCUACAACCCCAAUGCAUAUCAGUUCCUCGAGCACUCCGACGAGUUCAAUAUCGGCCAGCACAGGCUGAGGUCAUUCCGACAGAAAGUGAAUCAACUUCAAAAGAAGGAAGUAUUCAAUGCUGACGGCAGACAUACAUUUUUCAUUCCUGUCGAUGAGGGCUUCAAGCCGACGACCAGAUCUGACUUAAUAGAUGAAAAAGUCGUCGAUGGACACGUCAUACCUCAUCACGUCCUUUUCACGAAGGCAACUCCUGAUACGAAAGAGUUCGAGACGCUAGCUUUCGGUGAUAACGUCAAGGUCAUAGUUUCAUUCAGCACUGCCAUGAAUGGUAGAGAAGAAAUUACCUACGUGAAAUCAAAUACUGUUGCUGGUGACGCCAAGCAUAGUAGAGGAGUCGUGUUGGCUGACAUCGUGAAAGCCAACAUCCCAGUGAAGAAUGGAGUAGUCCACCUAAUCCAACGACCGCUGAUGGUGGUGGACACCACCGUGAUUGACUUCCUGAAGGAAAAGGAUGACGGGCCUUUAUGCAAGUUUUACGAAGUGAUCAUGGAUUUGGGCGCCAACAACCAGUUCUUGAAGGAACUUACCAUGGCCAAGGACAUAACCCUAUUCGCGCCCUCUAACGAAGCAUGGAAAGAAAACAGUGUUCAGAACAUCAUAAGAAACAGUCAAAAGCUCAAGGAAAUCCUUAAUCUGCAUCUCGUUAGAGAAAGAUUACCCAUGGACGCUAUUAUUCACAAUAACUUGAAUCAGAUAUAUCAAGCACCAACAGCCUUGCCUCGGAAAUAUUUGUAUUUCAACGUGCUGACCAAAGGCAACAACCAAACUCUCACGGUAGAGGGCGGCGGAGUCAACGCUACGGUCAUCCAGCCAAAUAUCGCUGCCACCAAUGGCUUUGUCCACAUCAUCGACAGAGUUCUGGGAGUUCCUUAUACCACUGUGUUUGAAAAGCUCAAGACCGAUCCGAUGCUCAACAUUACGUACAAUCUCGGGAGACGGCAGAUGUUCAAUCACCAGUUCAGCGAAAUGGAACACCGCUACACGUACUUCGUGCCGCGUGACCACGCCUGGCUCAAGUUUCAGAUCAAGCAUCCCUCCGCGUUUAAGGCUUUGUUCAAAGAAGAUUAUGGCUAUUUCACUAAGCAAAUACUAGAGAGACACGUUAUCAGAGCCGGGCGCGCGUACACUGUAUCUGAUUUGAAACUGCUCGCGAACGAAACACAUCCCUUCGUUCUGCCUACAUCACGCGAUCCACUCCGGCUUCGCGUCAAGGAAUCUGAUAAAAAUUACUACGUAGAAUGGAACGGACACUGGAUUCACGUGUUCAGGCCCGACGUGGAAUGCACCAACGGCAUCAUUCACGUGAUUGACGAGCCGUUUGUGCUAGAGAGCGACAUUCGAGCCACCGGCAGUGCGGAAAAACUGCGCGUAGCAUACACAUUCGUCUUGCUUGCCAUCUCGACUGUGUUCGCCAGGAUUUUAGAAAAUUAAUAUUUAUUUGAAACGCCACUAGGUUUUGAAUGCUUUGGAAAUAACCGUUUUGGUACUGCAUUUUGACGAUUUUUACCAUUUUGUAUAAACCAACGGGUCAUCUUGAUACUUUGCGAUACUUUGAUGAUUUUAUAACUAGUGCAGUGGCAUAGUUUUAUUGAAGUGGUUACCAUUGUCGGUCAUAGAAUGAUUGACGUUGAUGUUUGUAACGUCCAUCAAAACUAAAUAUUAGAAAUAACGUGACUUGAUUUUUGAAUUCAUAAAGAUAUUUAAAUGCAAACACUGCCAAUUUUGGAUAUACCGUUAAAUGUGAAGAAUAUAAUGUGUAAUGAAAAUGUAGUUGUAGAGUUGGAAUACAAUAAAAUUUUGAUUAAAAAUACCCAAUGAUAAUAACGACGUUGGUCAUUAAAACAAGAGGCAAAUACUUUUAAAAAAGUUUCAUAAUGACGAUAUAUUUGGCGGUAAAUCUACGAGACAAUAUCUAUUAUUAUUAUUAUUCUAUAAAUGUUUCUCGUGUAUCACCUAUUACAUAAAUAGUUAUACAAUACUAAAACAAUUUAUUAUUCAAAAUUAUAUUUUGACCCUCUGGGCCCGUUGUGCCUUCUUUUGAAAUAUGAUUAAAAGUAUGUUUAUGUAUGUGAUGUUUGAUAAAAUAAUUAUUUAAAGUAAAAUAAGUUUGACCAUUGCUUAACUGAUGGAGAAAAAAAAUAUUUCUUAGAAUGAUAAUUUUUAUACAUUCCACGUUGUAUUUUAGACUUAUAUUUAUAACAAAAUAUUUAUUUGAUGUUACCGAUCGGAGAUAUGUUUUUCUCUAUAUUUAUAUUUAUAUCUAUAUCUAUAACAAUAAAGUUUUGAAAUGAUGUUGACUGAAAAAUGUAUUCUAUCAAAAUUGAGUAUUCGGAUGAGUGGUAAUAAUAAUCCCUUUGUAUAAUCGUAUACACGUUACGGGUAGAAGCACCCUCUAUAUACCUAUGAUUCCGAUUGUUAAAUAUAACAAGUAUAAUUAUUCCAAAUAUCAGAGUUCGCUGUCGAUAUAAUGAGUUAAUUGUAUAAUAAGGGUCAAAAUUGUUUGAAUAUGCUUACUUUGUAAGUCCUUGAUUAGUUAAGUGUCUUUUAUUUAUUAUAGGUGAGGUAACACCGAGGAUAUCAAACGUUUAAUUGAUAUCUGCAAUAAUUAAGACGUGUCGCUCUUCAUCGUGCGAAGUUAAUGGUUUUUAAUGUAUAUAGGGAUGAAUGUGCUGUGCAUUUUGCAGUCUCUUUCGUUGUAUAAGCAGUUGUAAAUAAUUUGUGUAAGAUAAUUACAUUAUGAUACAAGUGUGCUAUGGUUAUCACAGUUGUGGGGAUUUCAGUCUAGAGCUUAGAGAGGGUAAUAAACCAGAGAGUAUAAUAACCAUCUCAUGUACGUUUCAUACUACAUUUCUCAACACACUUGCGAAAAUGAAUAUUAUGAUUUUCACUUAUUAUUUUUCACAGUGAUUGUUUUUUGUUUUAAUUAUUUUUGAAAUGUUUUAAGAGUUUUAAGCAUACGCUUAAUAGUUUCAUAUUGACACUUUUAUUUAAACAAGUGCGAGAAUUAUAGAUAGGCUUAAAACUGCUUAAUUGAAAAUUGCAAUAUGAGUCAUUUCACAAGCAAGUGUGUUGAAAAUAGUUCAUUAAUAUAAUUUAUAGUAGCUAUUAAUUACAUGUGACUGAAAUGUUAUUAAAAUAUAAAUAUCAGGUAAUCAUGAGGUAACUUUUGAAUGAUUUCAGUUUCACCAUUCAAAAAUUAAUAAAUAUGCUGCUUUUGAUUUAUUAAAAAAUAAGUAUUAGACUCGUAUAUGAUAAAGUUUUUCUAUAAAUGUAAACUGUUUACACAAUUUUUGGGUAAUUUAUGAAGUGAAUUUUUAUUGAUUUUACAUAAAAUUUAGAAAAACAUGUUGAAAAUUUACUGGAAGCAGCCUAUCUAUUUACAUAAAUCCAUAAAAUAAACUAUUAUUCGUUGGAGUAAUAUAUACCAAGGCUAUAUCAUAGUAAUCUAUCGCUUUUGCAAGUUUGUAGAAAUAUAAACACAUACAAUUCUGAGUGUUAAGCCAAAGCUAUCUAUUAUGCUGUUUCAGCUGAUAUCAUGUAAGGUUAUUACAACAAUAGAGGGUUAAGCGUAGAACAAUAAAUAUUAGAAUUUUCAUUGAAUUUACCACAUAAUAUGAAAAAUGGAAUUUUUGAAUUAAUACUACUACUAUGAAUGGAAUACAGUAGUUAAAGACAAUAUAAUUUUGACCAAAUAUUAAACCAAAUAU